Messenger RNA from Symbiodinium sp. CCMP2592, 3300 nucleotides. NCBI's taxonomy places the organism in Eukaryota, Dinophyceae, Suessiales, Symbiodiniaceae. The record is from the annotation of a GenBank genome assembly.
AUGGGGAACAACUGCUGUGCCAGCUCCGACGGCGAUAAAGGCGAUGUCGCCGUUACGAAGCAAGUUCGCGUCCAAGACAUCGUGGACGCUCACAGCUCCGUGGUCCAGUCUGGCGCAGACCUGGCUUUGCUGGAAAGGCUGGAAGGAUCCUCGUGGAUACGCAAGUCGGAUGGCAAUGCAAUGGGCCAGAUCCAAAACUCCGAAGUCGUUUGGGACAGCGGCUUCAAGUCCGCCAACAGCAAGCUGAGUUCGAACGGCACGGCCACGAUUGUCAUGAACAUAAAGGACAAGGACAAGUCCUACAGCUUCUCAGGUACGGUGGCCUUUGAGGACCCGGUGUCCAUCACCUGGUCGGAUGGCGACGUUUGGAAAAAGCGUUGCCGGGGGGGUUGGAAGGAUCGGCUUGCCCAGAGCACCAUGAGUCGAAGCAAUGUGGACAAGGAGGAAGCUGUUGCCAAGGAAGCCCAGGCCGCCUGUGAGAUCGACGAGAAGGAAGCCGGCGAGGCUGCAGCCACGGCAAAUGCGAUCAAGACAGAGUGCCAGAGGGAGCUGGACGAGGCGCUGCCGGAGUACUACGAUGCCAUUAAGGCCUUGGACUCUUUGGACAAGAAGGACAUCCAGGAGGUGAAGUCCUUCGCGAAGCCCCCUGCCUUGGUGGAGGUUGUCCUCAGUGCAGUGUGUUUGCUCAUGAACAAGAAGGAGACUUGGGACGAGGCCAAGAAGGUGAUGAACGACACGGGCUUCCUGCAGUCUCUCAAGGAUUACGACAAGGACGCUUUGGCCGGGAAUGUGAAGCUGACCCAGAAGCUCCAAAAGUAUGUAAAGCGGGAAGACUUUCAGCCAGAUCAGGUGCGGAAGGUGUCGAAUGCAGCCACGUCGCUGUGCAUGUGGGUACGGGCCAUGGACGUGUACGCGCGCGUGGCUCGCUCCAUCGAGCCGAAGAAGGAGAAACUGAAAGGAGCCGAGGACGCCUUUGCGACAGCGGAAGCAAAGUUGCAGGCGAAAAAAAAGGAGCUCCAGGUCGUACAAGACAAUGUAGCUGCGCUGCAGCAGCAGCUCGCAAAAGCCAGGAGCAAAGCGGAGAAGCUCGAGCAAGACGCUGAGACCUGCAAGGUCCAGCUAACCCGAGCGGAGAAGCUGCUGUCCGGAUUGGGCAACGAGUCUGUGCGCUGGGAUGCUGCUAGCCAAGUCCUGGAGAAGAACAUCAAAUUCGUGAUGGGCGACAUCGCCCUGGCCGCGGGCUUCAUUGCCUAUGCCGGGCCCUUCACAGCCUCCUUCCGGGGCACGCUGAUCGCCCAUUGGCUCGAAAAGGCGAAGGAGGUGAAUUUGACCGCAGACCCCGCUUGGAAGUGUUCGGACACUCUUUGCGAGCCUGCAGAGAUUCGAGAGUGGAACAUCAAGUCCUUGCCAGCUGACGACCUUUCUGUGGAGAACGGCAUCCUGGUGACGCGAGGUCGCCGAUGGCCGCUGAUGAUUGAUCCACAGGGCCAAGGAAACCGCUGGAUUCGUAACAUGAAGAAGGACAGUGGUUUGGGCAUCAUCAAGCUCAGCACUCCCAACUUCCUGCGAACGGUGGAGACCUGUAUCCGAGAAGGCAACGCGAUCCUGUUGGAAAACGUUGAGGAGGUGCUGGAUCCUUCCUUGGAGCCUGUGCUCCUCAAGCAGGUCUUCAAAAAGGGCGGCCAGCUUCUGCUACGACUAGGCAGUGAGGAUGUGCCUUACAAUGAGAGCUUCCAGUUCUUCGUAACCACGAAAAUGGCCAAUCCGCACUACCUCCCCGAGAUCUGCAUCAAGGUAACUGUCAUCAACUUCACGGUGACACUGCUGGGCCUGGAGGAUCAGCUCGUGGCGGAGGUUGUGAAGAACGAGCGCCCAGACUUAUCCGAGCUGCGCGCAGGGCUCGUGGUGCAGAUCGCUGCAGACAAGGCCGAGAUGGACCGACUGGAGCAGCUGAUUUUGAAGCUGCUCAGCGAGGCUGGGGACGAUCUUCUCUCCGACGACACCUUGAUCGUUACCCUCGAUCAGUCGAAGAAGACCGGGGAUGGUUGCAAGGAGCGAAUGGUCUCAGCCGAGCUGAGUAUGAAGGAGAUCGAUGAGGUGACGGAAGUCCUGAGGCCCUGUGCGACGAGGGCUUCGAUCAUUUACUUCGUCGUGGCCGACCUCGCCAACAUCGACCCCAUGUAUCAGUACAGCUUGCAGUUCUUCACGAGCCUCUUUCAGCAGAGACUGGCUGCCAGCCCGACGGCAGAAGACAUCAGCGAGCGCAUCCACAUCAUCAUCCAGGACUUCACCCAGUUCAUCUACACAAAGAUUUGCAUGGGCUUGUUCGAGGACCACAAGCUGCUGUAUUCCUUCAUGAUCUGCAACCGAUGCCUGCGCCAUGAGGUCCAUGCUCAGUUCAUGCACAAGCAGCGCAUCACCCUGCAGGAGUGGAGCUUCUUUCUACGCGGCCUCGAGGCCGGCAAAGGCAUUAUCGAUGACACACUGACGCAAGCAGUUGAGCCGCCUGCCUGGAUGACGGCACAAAGCUACCGGAAGAUGCUGGUCUUGGAGCAGUUGACUCUGAAAGCUGGCAGCGAGGUCUUUCAAGGCUUGGCCAAGGACAUGUUCACACCGGCGUGGGAGAACUUCGGCACGGACGAUCACAUGGCUGGCCGGAGCCUGCCAGGCAUGUGGGCAGAGAAGCUGACACCCUUCCAGCAGCUGCUUGUCAUCAAGUCGCUUCGGGAGAACUUCCUGCAGCUGGUCGUGCGAAACUUUGUCGGAGCAGAGCUGGGAAAGCACUACACAGUCUCCCCCGACUUCGACCUCGUUGGCUGUUUCAAGGACUCCAAGAAGACCAUGCCCCUAAUCUUUGUUUUGUCUGCCGGCGCUGACCCAACAGACUACCUGGUGAAGCUUGCUAAGGAUUUCGAGUACGAGGAGCGGCUGCACUUCAUCUCCCUGGGGCAAGGUCAAGGUCAGAAGGCUGAAGCCCUGAUCAAGCAUGGCCAAGAGACAGGCGAUUGGGUUUGCCUCCAGAAUUGCCAUCUGGCAGCCAGCUGGAUGCCAACGCUGGAACGCAUUCAGGAAAUGCAGGAUCCUGACAGCAUUGACGACAUGUACCGCCUGUGGUUGACCUCGAUGCCUUCACCAACGUUUCCGGUUCCAGUGCUGCAGGGCGGCAUCAAGAUCACCAACGAGCCGCCCAAAGGCCUCCGGGCCAACCUCACCCGAACCUUCCAGGAGAGCUCGGAUGCGAAGGAGCACUCCCGGUCGUUUCCUUGCACUUUUGAGCCCUUCCGAGGACAUCACGCCUGA